Carya illinoinensis is the source of this 651-nucleotide messenger RNA. Its product is annotated as probable methyltransferase PMT2. Gene Ontology annotation, molecular function: methyltransferase activity. The transcript is spliced from 3 exons. Gene Ontology annotation, cellular component: endosome; cytoplasm; trans-Golgi network. The record is from RefSeq and is a predicted model, not a curated record. Lineage: Eukaryota; Viridiplantae; Streptophyta; Magnoliopsida; Fagales; Juglandaceae. Bases 1 to 615 code for a protein of 204 amino acids.
AUGGCACCUUUAUAUUGUACUGAAACUACUGCCAAACUACUUUGCUGGGAAAAGAAGUAUGAGAAGGGUGAAAUUGCCAUUUGGAGGAAGAGGUUAAAUGCUGAUUCAUGUCGUGGCAGAAAAGAUGAUUUGCGGACUCCUCUUUGCAAGUCUGUUGAAGCAGAUAAUGUCUGGUAUGAGAAAAUGGAGGCAUGCAUAACUCCAUACCCUGUGGUCAGUAGUCCAGAUGAAGUUGCUGGUGGGGAAUUGAAGGCCUUUCCAGAAAGGCUUUAUUCUGUUCCUCCUAGAAUUUCUAGUGGAUCUGUUCCUGGAGUUUCUGUUGAGACAUACCAGGAGGACAACAGUAAAUGGAAGAAACAUGUGAAAGCUUAUAAGAAGAUUAAUAAACUCAUUGACUCUGGAAGGUAUCGCAACAUCAUGGACAUGAAUGCUGGUUUAGGAAGUUUUGCUGCUGCACUUGAAUCUCCCAAAUUGUGGGUCAUGAAUGUUGUGCCCACUAUAUCUGAGAAAAAUACAUUGGGUGUCAUAUAUGAGCGAGGAUUGAUUGGCAUCUAUCAUGACUGGUACAACUUUCCCAGCUUUCUGCUUCUGUUUGAUCAUUUCAGCUUUGAAUAAUCAUUUUUGCCUACUUACUCAUUUUGUAAUUACUUU